This is a messenger RNA of Raphanus sativus (radish), 638 nucleotides long. RefSeq lists its product as uncharacterized. The coding region runs from base 53 to 373 and encodes 106 amino acids. The transcript is spliced from 2 exons. Lineage: Eukaryota; Viridiplantae; Streptophyta; Magnoliopsida; Brassicales; Brassicaceae. The record is from RefSeq and is a predicted model, not a curated record.
UCUCUCUAACCCUGGCGACGGCGGCGACGACAAAGCGAUCUAGGUCUCUUCAAUGGUUUCGAAAGGGUGGGAUCCCGGGAUCGGAGAUAUGGGGUUCAGGGGAGGGGAGGCUAAUCUCGCUGUGGACAUAGAGAUGAUUAAGGGAUACAAUGGGACUUGGGGAAAGGAAAUCGGAAGACUUUAUGGCAAGGUUGUUGUGGCGAAGGCGGGAUUGUUUUGGCCACUUUCAAAUAUGGGGAAAUCGACACAGAAUAAAGGAUAUCUUUCUGCUAAAGAAUGUGCUCUGGCCCCUAGAGCUUUUUUGGUUUGGUAUCUUAUGGGUUUCUGGUGGAAAAUGGAUGAAGGUUUUGUGGCAGGAUGGAGGUGUGUAUAAGGCUAUUGACAGCAAGUUGAUGCUUAUAAAGUACACUCAGGAUCGGUGUUGCCGACGAAACUGGAAGGCAAGAGUAUGGGGAGUGAUAAUAUAUGAUUAUCGUUUUCAUAAGGCGUGUGUUUGCUGUUUUUAUUGGGGCUCCAAUGAUAAAUAUGAGAAUCAUAUAUUGUGGGAGUUUGGAGAUUGUGCAGGGAGUCAAUGUGUUAAAAAUCUUGGACCAAUUUUUUGUUUUUUACGACAGCUUGUGCUAAUAUUUAUUGGGGUU